AUGGCGCCCCGUUUCCAGAGCGUUGCUGUAAUCGGCGCUGGCCCAUCUGGCAUUUCGGCAAUCAAAGCCUUGCAAGAAGAAAAGAUUUUCCAGACGAUACGUCUAUUCGAGCGACGGGGUCACAUUGGAGGAAUCUGGCAAUACGAUGAGAUCCCCGAUCGGUUUCCAUCCCAAGAAUCUUCCAGCCAACAAAAUCACGAGGUCCCAAGUCGCCUUCCGCUGCUCAAGUCCCCUUCUCCUGAAGAUGUGACGUCUCGGACAGGCAUUUAUGAGGGCCUCGACAGCAAUGUCGGUGCCAAAGUGAUGGCUUUCUCGCAUACUCCCUUUCCCGAAAUAAAUUCUGCAUCGUCAACGAGGAACUUAGGGCAUUCCAACCCUACCCGGCCAUUUCGGGUUGUGAGAAAAUACUUAGAAGAUGUGUUUCAAGACUAUCUUCAUCUUGCCUCGCUCAAUACAACAGUGGAAAAGGUUGAAAAGCGAGGCCAAAAAUGGACAUUAGCACUUCGUCAGUCCGGCCAUGGGGAUGGCAAUAUCGCCAAGGACUAUUGGUGGGAAGAGCAAUUCGAUGCUGUGAUUAUUGCAUCGGGGCAUUACAGCGUGCCUUCUGUUCCCAGCGUUCCAGGGCUAGAUGCUGCCUUCGCGCGCUAUCCGGCCGCAUUUGAGCAUUCAAAGUCGUUCCGAACGGCGGACGAUUAUGUGAACAAGCGUGUGGUGGUCGUUGGAGGCAGUGUCUCCUCGGCAGAUCUUGUCGCUGAUUUACAUGCCAUCGUGAAAGGCCCGCUGGAGGUAUCCCAGAGAGGGAAGAACGAGGCGCUGCAAUCUGCAUGGGACCUACCUAAUGUCAAUCUUAGACCAACGAUCAAAGAGAUUCAAACAACAGAUAACGGGAUAAAGGUCGUGUUCUCCGACAACAGCUUUUUGGAGGACGUGGACAAGGUCAUUUUCGCUACUGGGUACAAGUUGUCGUAUCCAUUCCUUGUCCCAAAUCCAGUGACCCCCAACAACCGGCUAUCGGGGUUUUACCAACAUAUUUUCAAGAUCGGGGACCCUUCGCUGGCUCUGGUUGGCCAGGUCCGCGCUGCACUCAGCUUCCGGGUUUAUGAGUACCAGGCGGUUGCGGUUGCCCGAUAUUUUGCCGGAACGAACGCGGCGUCCUUGCCAACGCCACAAGAGCAGGAUCUAUGGGAGGUCCAACGUCUUCAAUAUAAAGGCUACACGGCUCUUUUCCAUGAAAUAAGGCCUGACUUCAAGGAAUAUUUCGAUUUCUUGGCAGAUUUGGCUGGCCCCCCAGCACCAGGAACGGGGGGUUACACACUCCCUUCUUGGGAGGAUCGAUGGGCAGAACAAGGAUUCGAGAUUCUCCAGCUGAAGGAUAAGUACUGGAAGUCACUACGAAGAACGGCGGAUGGAUUAGGGGCAGUGAAGGCUAAACUGUGA
This is a messenger RNA of Penicillium concentricum, 1437 nucleotides long. RefSeq lists its product as uncharacterized. Gene Ontology annotation, molecular function: N,N-dimethylaniline monooxygenase activity; NADP binding; flavin adenine dinucleotide binding. Bases 1 to 1437 code for a protein of 478 amino acids. The transcript has a single exon. Lineage: Eukaryota; Fungi; Ascomycota; Eurotiomycetes; Eurotiales; Aspergillaceae. The record is from RefSeq and is a predicted model, not a curated record.